UGUCCGCAGGAAAAUGAAUCUCAAGAUACACCUAGUUUGGUUAUUAAUUUACUUUUAACUUCGAACUUGCGGAAAAUAUCAGCGGACUGUUUCCUGGGACACAGAUGUACAGGGAAAAUUGACCAAACCUGGGCGCGUUAUACGCCUCGGGGAUUAGGUUUGUGCAGUGUGCCGUGUCGGGUACUUCAGCAGUGUCACCCAUUUAAGCGUCUACGUUCACAUUUUUGUCGAUAGAGAAUCGCCACAAAGGAGACAUUUUACAAUAUAAAUGAGACUCCAAUCUGCUUCAUUUCAGAUCGGACGGUUUUGAGUCAGGAAUUUUUGUUGUUGUCCAUGCUGAACCAUUAAAUACGCUGAAAGGACCAUCCGUGUUUCGGGUCGAAACGCCGCUUCAAGACUGCCGCAAAACCCGAAAUAUGGGGCAGUGUGCCCCCACAGAUGCUGCUCGGCUCGCUGAGUUUUUCGGCUAAUUGAUUUUUAUUUCCUAAUGUGUCGGUUUACUAGCCUGUUCUAUACCUGUUUCUAGAGCAACACCAACAAAACAGGUUUGUUCCCAAUGCAGAAUCGUUUCUAAGAAACCCAAUUCCGCGCCUUUGUCAAUCCCGUGUCGGAGAUUGUUCCAUGAAACAGAUCGCCAGCUUCUCCCCAGGUCAGUCCUGUGUCGGAGACAAGGACGAUGAAACUCCCAGGGCGCCUUGGCCGCUUCGCCCCCUCUCCCCCGGUCGAAGAGCAGCGGCGGAGGGAGAAGGCUUUCCUGCUGGACUGCGUGGCCGUGAGCUCCAUCUCCAGGGAACACUGCCGCUCAGGAACCAUUAUCCCUCCGUACAACCCGCAAAGGGAUCUGCACUCGGCCGCCUAUUUUAGGACGAGACCUCUCCUCCCACUGCUGAAAAAGACCGGCCAGGUGGCCGGUGGGACCCCGGUCCCCGGCGUGGUGGCCGAUCGAUCCCAGCUUUCUGGAGCUGCUGCCUGUUACCUGAGAGAAAGAAACAAAAACGGAGCAGGUCACUCGGCAAGUCAAGUGAAAGGCCACUCUCUCUUUCUCACUGAAAUUAAGCCAGUAUUUGGAUACAACGGGCUCUAUGGGUACAGGAGGAACACACCGACGCUGCGAAGACUCCCGUCCUCUUUCGGUAUCACCACCCGAUCGCCCAUUCACUGAUCGUAACGCAGUCGCCGCUCCGUCAGUCUGCUCCAGCUCGGCUCUCAUUAGUGCUUGGCUUGCUCUGGUUGAUAGGUCUAAACCACGAAUAGAUGAAACUGCUAGCAUCUCUCUCAAUGUUCACACAAGCCGUUGCUAAAUUGCAUUUCUUUGUCAUUUUGCCAAAAUCUACCAAAUAUUUCUUUUAAAAUGUAGUUGAGAUUGAAACGAGUAAAUGUUAAACUGCAAUUGGAAAUGUCUAUAAUUUUAACCGUCAAUCUACAAAGGUUUUGUUUCGGUUGCACCGUGUACGACUUCAAUUGUUGUAUUCUGCAUACGAAUCCGGCGCCUGAUCCUUGACCAUGCCUGGCUUUGCCAGAAAACGUUAUCAUUACUAGAAUUCUUUUGAAAAUAUACUUGCAUUCGAACCUAAGGCCAUCUAACUCCUUACUAACUGCGUAGCUUAACGUUUAGCAUUUCUUUGACGUUCAUGCAAUAAUGGUUGGAAAACAAAAUUAAGAAUGGAUGAUAGUAUUUUUCUGUCUUCACGUUAUCUGUGCUGGGAAGCAGUUAAAGCCGAGUCUAAGGAAACAUGCCGCACAGCUUUUGUGAGGUUUAACAAGGUCCACAAGGUAUAUUUACAAUUUUAUCAAUGCCGAUUAUAAUUAAUCAAUGCAUCCAUUUCCUGUGUAUGCACUCAGAUUGGAAGUAGACGCUUCCAACAACAUCCCUCUCUAUUAGUGUGUGUGCGUGCGUUUGUGUUUUUUGAAAGAUUAGAACCGUCAUUAGAACUGUCAAGGACAGCUCCCGCUUUUUUAGAGUAGUAGUGUCACGGCUUUUUUAAAUCAAGAAGAUUGUACCUUCUGAACUAGAUAAUGUACAGUAUGUAUUAAUAAAAUCCCGACACGGGUGUCAGUCUGUACUGUUGUGCUUAUAGUUGGACCUGAAGCCACAAUCUUGAGUCCUAGUACAUGAGCUACGACUGACAUAGCAGAUGGUAAUGAAACCUCAGCAAUGUAUAUCGUCUACUUAUGGAAAAAUUAUAUAUAACGUCCACUAUAACUUCUUUGCUGAAGAGGGAAUGGUUUUAUCUGA
This is a messenger RNA of Hypanus sabinus (Atlantic stingray), 2236 nucleotides long. RefSeq lists its product as uncharacterized. The transcript has 3 exons. NCBI's taxonomy places the organism in Eukaryota, Metazoa, Chordata, Chondrichthyes, Myliobatiformes, Dasyatidae. The coding region runs from base 677 to 1162 and encodes 161 amino acids. The record is from RefSeq and is a predicted model, not a curated record.